Messenger RNA from Medioppia subpectinata, 1158 nucleotides. The record is from the annotation of a GenBank genome assembly. NCBI's taxonomy places the organism in Eukaryota, Metazoa, Arthropoda, Arachnida, Sarcoptiformes, Oppiidae.
AUGACCGAAUUGGCCGAAGUGGCAGGCCGGCAACACCUCCAGGACUUGUGCAACCAAUACGACCUCGAGUUGGAGCGCUUUAUUAAGUUGGGGGCCGGCGGUGCCGACACUUUCGAUGAGUUCAAAUCCGAGGCCAAAUUAGUCGGUCAUCGAGUGUUGGCCGAGUAUCUAAAGGGUCACCAAUGGGCGCGCAGUAUCCUAAACACCAGGGAUGUGACCGCGUGUUUUGACGAACUACUUGCUGACUCGAAAAACGUAUUUCAGGAGCAAAAAUAUAUGGAACGACUGGCGGUGGAUCUGCUCUUAAACACAGUGUUAUAUGAGUAUACAGACCGUAUGGGUAUAAGCCGGGCCAAAAUUGCAUACAUUCGCGCCGAUCGGCUAAAACAAAUGCACAACAUUUUGGUCGGUGAUCUGAUCAGAGAGUACCAGGACCGGCGCGGUCAUUUAACCAACAACAAAUUCACCCAGCUUAUUACCGAUUUACUGGACACCGCGUAUUGUACGGUAAAAGAUGAUAACGAUAAAAAUAUGCCAACAGUGCCGGCAAUCGGCAUCUACGUAGGCACGACCAACUCGUCUGUUGCCUACUAUCGGCCCGACACUCGACAAGUUGUCGUGUUCGAGUCGGACACCGGACGCCAAACCACACCAACGGUGGUCCAGUAUAGGGUAGAGGACGGCGAGACGAUUGUGGGCGACAACGCCUGCGACAACAUUAUGGCUGACCCGCGACAGCUAGUAUACUCUGUAAAGCGUCUGAUUGGCCGCAAAUUUAGCUCCAGGGAAGUGCGCGAAAACCGCGACAACUGGCCCUUCCGUGUAGUCGACAUGGGUCAGGACGAGCCGGGCGUUGAAGUACAGACGAGAUCUGACGGCCAAACGGAACAGUUUUUGCCUGAAGAGGUGUUGGCACAGGUGGUGAAAAAAAUGAAAGAAAACGCUGAGGGAGGGGUGAAAUUGGGCGGCGAUGGGCAGGAAGUGGUGAUAGAAAACUGUGUGAUCACUGUUCCCGCCUCUUUCAAUAACACACAACGGGAAGCCACAAGAGAGGCGGCCACUAUGGCUGGUCUUAAUGUGUUGAGGGUUAUGAACGAACCCACAGCGGCCGCUCUGGCCUAUCAGCUCAAUCGUUUUGAAAACUUACGAUCUAGGUAG